Pimephales promelas (fathead minnow) is the source of this 2467-nucleotide messenger RNA. RefSeq names its product retinol dehydrogenase 8. Lineage: Eukaryota; Metazoa; Chordata; Actinopteri; Cypriniformes; Leuciscidae. Gene Ontology annotation, biological process: estrogen biosynthetic process. Gene Ontology annotation, cellular component: cytoplasm; cytosol. The record is from RefSeq and is a predicted model, not a curated record. Gene Ontology annotation, molecular function: estradiol 17-beta-dehydrogenase [NAD(P)+] activity.
UACUGUGUAUCUAUGUCUGUACUUUUCUUCUGCACUGGAAGCUCCUGUCACCACGACAAAUUGCUUUUGUGCAAAAACAUAAUUGGCAAUAAAACUCAUUCUGACACAGAAUUGCAGCACAGAAUGAAAGGUUUGUUUGAGCUGCGCCCUCUACUGUACAGGAGUGAAUUUGCAUAUUCAUUUCACUUUUGGUGUGAGUUGGCCAUGACAUUUAAAUUAGCCAAAAAUAGACCUAUUGGUGUGUUUUUAUUUUUUAUUUAAUUUUUUUAAUUGAAAACAAAAACGCACACCCAGCCCAGGUAAGAAAAUGUAUGCAAAAUAUGCAUUACUUUAACAUAAAAAGUAACUAAGUAACUUUUUUCAAGCAAUUUGUAUCGUAUUACUUUUAAAAUGAACUUCCAGCAACAUUGAUUAUUAGUGUUAUUAUUAUUAUGUUCUGUAAAGUCAAUGACUUCAAAUCCCAGGGUUCUCUCUGAACACAAACGCGACCUCUUCAACAUGACUGAUCACAGACUCGUCUCGCGCUCCGGGUGAAAGGAGAGUUUGUGGAUGAGUUUAGCCGGACUGUCAGCAGGACACAGGUCUGUUACUGUACUGCAAACAACGUUCGGUUUAGUUGCAUUCAGUAAGUAAGUUAGGCGACACGUCCCAGAACACUUCAAACAGGUUUAGUCUGAAGUUAAACCGCUUGUGUAGCUCAUGUUUUGUUUUUCACGCACUGGAAAUAACGGUCACGGUCAUUUUGAAUGUUUCAUAUUAAAACGAGACGAGUUCUAUAACUUGUCGUGCGGUUUUAGAUGUGAAAUCGCAUCUCAGCGCUAGAGCAUUGUAAAUGACCAGUUAAAACGAGUGCACGAGACGCGCGCUCCUAGUGCUCAAAGCCGAUUAAGAUUUAAUCUGUAGAGCAGAAACCCUUCAGCGUGCUCUACUGACACUAGGCUAUAUUUUACAGUUACAGUGCUACUCACUUAAACUAAGCGUUGCUUCAUUUUGUGGAGUUGCUUGUAAAUGUAAGGAUCAGCGUUGAGAGAAAGCAAUGGGGACACGGAAAGUUUUGGUGACCGGAUGUUCCUCUGGAAUUGGUUUGGCGGUGGCUGUCCGUCUCGCAAAAGAUAAGCGCUUCAAAGUUGUGGCCACCAUGAGGGAUCUGGAUAAGAGAGAGGCUCUGGAGAGGGCGGCCGGAGUGACACUGAACAGAUCCCUGGAGAUCCGACAGCUGGAUGCCACCUGUGAGGACUCCAUCAGAGAGUGUGUCAACAGCUUGUCAGAUCGACGAGUGGAUGUGUUAGUGAGUAAUGCCGGUGUGGGCAUGAUCGGGCCUUUGGAGUGCCAGAGUGUAAGUGCUAUGCAGGAACUCUUCAACACGAACUUCUUUGGCCUGGUGAGACUGGUGAAGGAAUUGCUGCCUGAUAUGAAGCGACAUCAGAGUGGACACAUCGUAGUGAUGAGCAGCGUCCUGGGAAUCCAAGGACUACUUUUCAAUGAUAUAUAUGCUGCCUCCAAAUUUGCUGUUGAAGGUUUUUGUGAGAGUCUUGCUGUGCAAGCUAUGAAGUUCAAUGUCAAGAUGACUUUAGUGGAGCCCGGCCCAGUUGUAACUGAGUUUGAGAAGAAAGUGUAUGAGGAGGCAGAGAAGAUGGACCUGUCAGAGGCUGAUGAAGAGACGGCUCAAAUCUUCCGUCAGAUCUACCUGCCAUACUCGCGCGCAGUUUUUCAUUCGAUCGGGCAGACACCGAAAGAGGUGGCAGAGCAAACUUACCAGCUGAUUGUGUCCAAGAAUCCUCCGUUUCGUCAUCAGACCAACCGUCUGUACAAGCCACUGACUGCCAUGAAGCACGCUGACCCCACAGGGCGACUACCCAUCGACGUGUUUUAUAAAAUGAUCUUCCAGCAUGACCGCACGUUCAAUGCUAGUCUGAGUAUUAUGCGCUUCCUACACAGGAGAAUGGGUCAAGGUGUUUCCUAAAGAUCCCUGAGGAGAGAGGAUUCUGGUCCACUUUACAGCUGUUGCAUUUUAGUGAUAUAAAAAAAUGGCCAGUUCUGAUAGGUCUCGGGAAUUUGCUCAAUGCAAAAUCGUAAAAUGCAACAAAAUAUAGUAAGCAUAGCAAUUGAGACUGUGAUUGGUCACCACAUGAUGUCUAUUGUAAAAUCUGGAUCUUGUGUUGUUCUAACUUUAACCUCAAGACAACAGUAAUAAUAAUGAUCAAACACAUAAUGUUUAGUUAGAAAAUGCUGUGUUAUAACAGUUUAAGAGUCACUCUCCUGGUUUCACAGAGAGGUUUAAGCUAAUCCCAGACUAAAAUGCACUUUUGAGCUGUUUUAACUGAAAGCAACUUGCACUGAGAUAUCUUAAAACAUGUCAGUGCCAUUGUUUUGUCUCGAGAUUAACACCAGUAAUGUUUUUUUUUCUCUAAAGCACAUAUAUAAAAGCUACUUAUUAGCUAAUGAAAUAAAAUAUGGAAAACAUUAA